Messenger RNA from Candidozyma auris, 1701 nucleotides. RefSeq lists its product as uncharacterized. The transcript has a single exon. The record is from RefSeq and is a predicted model, not a curated record. NCBI's taxonomy places the organism in Eukaryota, Fungi, Ascomycota, Pichiomycetes, Serinales, Metschnikowiaceae. The coding region runs from base 1 to 1701 and encodes 566 amino acids.
AUGUCAAGACCUACAAGCUUAGCAGCUCGGUUUUCGCAGCGAGACGGCAACUCCAAUGGCUCUUCGAGGUCCUCGUCAAGAGUACGUACUCCAAAUCCAGACGGGGAGGAAAACGGUGCUUUGGACAUUAAUUUUAGCGGCAUAGAGGAGUUGCUUUCGAGAAAAUUGGAAUCAUUGCAGGCGAUUAUUUUACAAAAUGAGCUUGAAGAUGCUGAGAAUAAAGAUUCGAUGGUAGCAAACGCUCAAGAUUACAGAGAAAAGCAUGUGAGUGCCAUGAACAAAAUGAGAAUCCAGUCGGAGUCCACCACUGUAAAUGAGAUAAUCGACUCCUUGGGCCGGUCUCGCUCGGAAGUGUCUUCACAGUCGAGAGAAAUGCUUCUAGCUCAGCUUUAUAAGCUCAUUGUGAUCAGGCCGCUUGUGAUUUAUAAUGAAGAGAAUGCUGGCACCCCAAACUACGUCUCAGAAGAGAAAGUGCUGCAGCUCGUAAAGCUUCUCAAUUUGAAGGAGUACAGGUCUUCUUCCGAGUUCAUUCUCCUUUUCCGCUCUAUCAUUGGAUUGCUUGCAAGUGAUCUAGAAGAUUUUGGUGAGAUUGUCAGCGUUGACUUCCACGCGAAGUUGGAAAGCCUCAUCUCCGAGCCCCCUAACGCUAGUGUGAAUGAAGAGAAUAAGGCAGGUGUCAUAAGUGGCUACUGUGCGCUCCUUAUAGUGUUGUACGCAGAUAACUCAGCAUUUGGCGUCGAUGACAAGGUGAAAUGGCUUAUGGAACUUGCACAGGGUUACGUGCAAAGCAGUGUCACUCUUCAAAAUGAACUCAAGUCCGGUGAUCGUGAAUACUCUACCUUGAUGGAUGAAAGUGACGACAAGCGGUUGGUGAGCGAGCAGGAGGCAAACGUUCAAGCGGAGGCGAAUAUUGCUGUCGCCGCAAUUCACGGUGUCGCUGGUCUUCUCACUCUCCUUCCUAGAGGAGAAUAUUUAAAUGAGAUUCUCACAAAUCUCGCCACCGAAUUUGUUGAGAUUGUCGACAAUGACGUCAACAUGGACAUUGCAAAGGCUGGAGGCAGAGCUCUAGCGCUUUGUUACGAGCUCUAUACUUACGAAGAGGGCGAGGACGAAGCCGAGGAUGAGGACGAUGAGUUCAAUUAUAACGCUCCAUACUAUGAGCAGGAGGCUCUUCUAUCUACGUGCAACAGGCUUGCGAGUGUCACCGCCAAGAAGGUGGGCAAAAAGGAGAAGAAGGAUACUACUACUGUAUUCAGCCAGUUGUACAACACGAUUAAGAACUACACAAACCCGGAGACAAGAGAGGAGAUUUACAAGCGGUCUCUAAAGGGGUUAGAGCUUCUGAACGAAGGUGUCAGUACCACUGCUGUGAAGUUGUCUCGCACCAAAACACUCCCCAUCAACAGCUGGUUCUUAUAUUUCAGACUCUUGCAUUUGAAAUGGUGUUUUGGAUUUGGUCUCCAUGACCAACUUGUGCACAACCCUGAAAUCAGAGACAUUUUAAAGGAGCCAUCAACGAAGUACUCGGAUAAAUAUGGCGGUAACGACGACCUCAUAUUGGGAAGCGAGAAUUUUGGCCUGAAUGCUCCGUCUGAUGUGGAUAGGUUUGCGAGAUCAGAGAAAAAGAGGGCCAAUGACCUCAAGAAAGCACGUCAGACGAAACUUACGGAAGAAUUGGAAGACCUUGGAAUCAAGGACUGA